Molecule: messenger RNA, 2012 nt
Organism: Coccidioides posadasii C735 delta SOWgp
Lineage: Eukaryota; Fungi; Ascomycota; Eurotiomycetes; Onygenales; Onygenaceae
Biological process (GO): protein polyubiquitination
Molecular function (GO): protein binding
Source: RefSeq, a predicted model, not a curated record
GCACAAGCUAACCAGUGACAGGAUCCGGCUACCGUGCUGGCAAUCAUGGACAAGCUACCGGCCGAAUUGAUUUUAAAUAUCACCAGCUACCUUGCGCCCGAGGAUCUCCUCAACUUACAGCUCGUCUCAAAGGCCUUUCUCACUUUCGGCCGGGACGAUCUACUGUGGCGGUCCCUUUUGUAUGAGUCUGCUUGGCGCGAUGCCAACCCUUCUAUGUACAAUGCCCACAGGGCGCAGGUUAAUGGGCUUGAUCAUCAUGCGACACGUGCAGCUCCGUCCACACACUCGCACGACCCGAUAUAUGGGAAGGAGGGCAUCGACUGGUAUUCUGAGUACACGACGCGAAAUGCACCGAUUUCGAUUCGAUGGCUACAACAGCCAAAAUCAAAGGCACUUCACGGUGUUUGCAACCGCGAGAUCAAGGGCAUGGGGUUGCUGAAGCGCUCCGCUUAUGCUGAGUCGAGGAGAGUGGUAGCUCCGCUAGACAACGGCUCAGUUUGCGUUUGGGAUAUCAGCCAACAAAAACCUGGCGAGCCGACUGCUUCCUGGGGCCAGGUCGUUAACACAAGCAAGCGCGGCAUCCUAUUUCAUGACCAUUCGGGGCGAACUGGAACCUCGGCGAGAAAGCAUGUCAACGAAUCCUUGGUGGGUGGGAAUUGCGUGAACGUUGACUCGCCCCGUUCUAGGGUGUAUAUCGCAGUUGGAAACUGUGUAAGUGAAGUAGACCUUGCAGCUCUACAAGUCGUGUCACAACACAACUACCCACAAUGCGUCUCCUCUCUUUCACAGCGGCAGGUUGAUUACGAUGCUCCAAUUACGGUCGCUACGACCAAGGAUCUCUAUAUAUACGACCCCAGGUGCCCGGCCAAACCCGGUGCUCUUGACCAUACUACGACUGUUCAAUGCCUCACAGCUGAGCUUGCUGCUCUCGACGUGAAGCUCUUGUGCCCUCUCCCGCCACGCAACAGCGGCUCUGCCUCUUUGCCAAAACCAAUGGCUCUUUCGGUCCUUCAUCCUCCCCUGCCGGAUAUCAAUACAAUCUUUGUAGCUGGCCGGUUCCCUAGCAUCCUCCAGUAUGACCGGAGAUUCUUUUCAACUCUCCAGGAUACAAUCUAUUCCGGAGCACGGUUGAGCGCCUUGACAACUGUUCCAGAGGUUUUUCAUCUCGGUCUCGGUCGCGCUUGGCAAAAUCAUCGCGGAUUGGUCGCCUGUGGUGAGUAUAAUGGAAAGGGCUCCCUCGAAAUGUACGGAUUCUCGAAUGAGUCUUCCGCGUCCAGCUUUUGGGAUGCAGAACCAACUACUAUUGAUAAAUCUACGGUGUAUCAGAACCGCCAAUCAACCUCGGCUUCGAAAGUAUUGUCAGUUGCAACCCAUGGCGCAAAACUCGUCUAUUCUGAUGCAAAUGGGAAUGUUCGUUGGGUUGAACGAGAUGGUAAGACUCCGAUAAGAGUAUGGAACAUCAACCACGACCCUCAAUCCCGCGGUGGUAGGGAAGGUGUAGGGCGAAGGGAUCUGGAUGACUCGGGUGACAUAAUUCCAGAGACAAUUCCACCAGUUCUCCGUGUUCUUAUAGGCGAGCGCGGACGCAGUGAUUUCAUUCGCCAGUUACUAUCAACCGGUGGUGAUCUCACAGAAGAUGAGAUACUUGUUUGGACGGGAAGCCGAGUUGCUAGUCUUGGGUUUUAUCCGCAUCCGACCUCCUGCCCUAAGGAGGACAACGACCGUCGGGGUCCGGAAAACCUUGAUACAGAAAGGAUGGAAAGAGAAUACAUGGAAACUCUCGAGCGGUCAAUGCGCUCUCAGGCGCAUGAUCUCAAUCGGCUAGUGGCCGAGAUGCCAUCGACUAUCCGAUAGCGGAAACCGUAUGUUAGGUAGGAUGAUUCGAUUAUCUGAAGGAUUGAGUGCUUCCCUACCGCGCAAGUGUUCCUUUCAGCCCAAUUUUGUGGCCUGUCGCUCCCCUGGGGGACUCCAGUGAGCGAAUAGUUUAAUGUAUAAUGUCCCUUGAAAACAGA